AUGGCUGACGACGAGAUUCUGUUCGACGAUGUGUACGAGCUGUGCGAGGCAAUCGGAAGAGGUCCAUUCUCGAUAGUACGGCGAUGUAUCCAUCGGGAGUCAAAUCAGCAAUUUGCGGUCAAGAUUGUGGACGUAGCCAAGUUUACGGCCAGCCCGGGACUAAGCACAUCCGAUUUGAAGCGAGAGGCCACAAUAUGUCACAUGCUGAAACAUCCGCACAUCGUCGAGCUGCUGGAAACGUACAGCUCGGAAGGAAUGCUGUACAUGGUGUUUGAGUACAUGGAAGGAUCAGACAUUUGCUUCGAAGUAGUGCGUCGGGCCGUGGCAGGAUUUGUGUACAGUGAGGCAGUAGCGUGUCAUUAUUUGCGGCAAAUUUUGGAAGCGUUACGCUACUGUCACGAGAACGACAUCAUACAUCGGGAUGUGAGGCCAGCCUGCGCCCUGUUGGCCACCGCUGACAACUCAGCACCUGUCAAGCUCGGUGGAUUCGGCUCGGCCGUGCAGCUUCCAAAUGGGCGUGAUUCGGUGGAGACGCAUGGACGGGUCGGAUGCCCUCACUAUAUGGCCCCGGAGGUGGUGGCACGGCGUGUGUACGGCAAGCCGUGCGACGUGUGGGGCGCUGGCGUGAUGCUACAUGUUCUGUUAUCCGGUCGUUUACCUUUUCACGGAUCCGGCAAACGGCUGCAGGAUGCCAUCGCUCGGGGACGUGUCAUGCUGGAUACACCGGAAUGGAAGCAUGUAUCGAGCAAUGCGAAAGAUCUAGUACUGAAGAUGCUUGCGCCCAAUCCCAUCAGCCGGCCGACAAUAACGGAAAUUCUGGAUCAUCCCUGGAUACGGGAUCGUGACAAACUGCAACGCAUUCAUCUCGGCGACACGGUUGAGGAGCUGAAGCGCUACAACGCCCGCCGCAAGCUGAAAGCCGCCGUCCAAACGGUCGCCGGCGGUGUUGCGAUGGAUCCCCUGUGCUGUGCGGAUACCGACUCAAUGGCCAUUGGUACUGCAUCGGAAAGCCUCAACGAGUGGGCCGACGAGGAGGCCGGUCUGGAGGCGAUCCAAAAAAUUCUUGACUCAUUAGACGAUAUCAUUGCUUUGCAAGAUGCAAACUGCGAUCCGGAUGUGCUGGCCGGGAUGCUGCGCGACGUGAAGCUGCACGAGCUGUUGCAGUUGUUCGAUAGAAUCAGUAGUUCGGUUAUCAAUCCAUCGCGGGCCCCACCGGGAGACGCCAUCAGCCGCUGCCGGGAUGCAAUCGAUGCCGUCUCAUCCACCGCGGGACACAAGUAUGUGCGCGAAAGGUCGGAGCUGAUCAACCUGCUAGGAUCACCACACAUUCAGGCGUUGAUGACGCGUUAA
Messenger RNA from Anopheles marshallii, 1350 nucleotides. Its product is annotated as peripheral plasma membrane protein CASK-like. Gene Ontology annotation, cellular component: neuron projection; cytoplasm. Lineage: Eukaryota; Metazoa; Arthropoda; Insecta; Diptera; Culicidae. Gene Ontology annotation, molecular function: ATP binding; calmodulin binding; calcium/calmodulin-dependent protein kinase activity. The record is from RefSeq and is a predicted model, not a curated record. Gene Ontology annotation, biological process: protein phosphorylation. The transcript is spliced from 11 exons. The coding region runs from base 1 to 1350 and encodes 449 amino acids.